CCCAGUCUUGUGCACGCAGAUGCCCGGAUUCGAUAUGAGCGUCCAAAGAGCGCAAUAGCAUCAUCAGCAUCACCAGCAUAUACGCAGCUUCCUGCUGCUGCAAAAUAGAGAUAUACACACACACCAUGUCGGUCGCACCGAGCACAUCUCCGACGACCCGGACGAGCCAACUGCCGCCGGAGGUGGUCGCCCACGAGGCCAUCAUCAUCGACAGCGACAUCGAGGACAUAACCGAGCCCUUGCUGCCGUCCAACACCCGCGCGACGCUGCCAAAUCCGUUCGUCAGCGGCCUGUCUUCCCGAACAUCCUCUUUCACGGCCUCGCUGACCUCGUCUACCCGGGGAAUCGCGCCCUCGGGCGGUAGUGGCGCGUAUGGAUCGGGCGAGCUGUCGAACUUGAAGCUCGCGCUCGUCUUUCUGUCGCUCUAUAUUGGUGUCUUUUUGGCGGCCUUGGACGGCACGGUGGUCGCGACUUUGCUCGCUCAUAUUGCGUCGGAGUUUGAUGGGUUUAAGAACGUGUCGUGGAUCGCGACUGCGUAUCUUAUUGCGAACGCGGCCUUUCAACCUCUGUAUGGAAAGUUGACUGAUAUUUUCGGACGGAGACCGGGUCUCCUAUUCAGUAAUAUCUGUUUUGGUGUUGGAUGCUUGGGAUGCGGAGUAGCCACAAACCUAUGGUUUCUUGUCUUUGCCCGAGUAGUAGCAGGCAUCGGCGGUGGUGGCCUCACCGCACUCUCGACAAUCACACUCUCAGAUCUUGUCCCGCUGCGGAAGCGGGGUGUGCUGCAAGGCUUUGGAAACAUCAUGUUUGGCUCCGGCGCCGCUCUCGGCGGCAUCUUUGGCGGGUACGUGACUGCGCAUCUGGGCUGGCGAUGGGCGUUUUUGCUGCAGCUGCCGCUGAUUGUGUUGUCUACGCUUGCGAUCCAAUUCCUGCUUGUUUUGCCGCCCAAGGCGCGGGAGUACGAUUCUGACGACGACGAUGCGAUUCUCGAUGACGAGGAGACCGAGACUGCGCGCGAGCAUCGACUUCUGGGCCGUGUGGAUUUCGCGGGCGCGGCGACGUUGGUGGCCUCGCUUUUGGUGUUUUUGUUUGCCGUGUCGAUUGGCGGGAACCAGGUGCCGUGGUCGCACCCGCUGGUGCUUAUUUCGCUGCCGCUGUCGCUUGUCAUUAUGGCGUUUUGGGUCUAUAUCGAGCUCUACAUUGCAAAGGAGCCGAUUAUCCCUGUGCAGUUGCUGAAGGACCCGACGAUUUUCGGUGCGGCGUUUUGUAACUGGUUCAUGACAAUGUCGGUCUACUCGCUUUUGUUUUUCAUCCCGCUUUACUUUGUCGCGGUCAAGGACACGUCCGAGACGACGGCGGGGUCGAGUCUGGUGACGAACUUCAUCGGCGUCGCGGUCGGCUCGUUCGGGUCGGGGAUAUACAUGCGUGCCACGGGAAAGUAUUACAAGAUCGCGAUGCUCUCUGCGGGUCUCUAUAUCGUUGGCACGGGAAUGAUUUGCACGCUGGCGGUCGACACGCCGAUAACUAUCGUCUGGCUGUACACGUUCCUUCCGGGCGCGGCCUACGGCUCGCUUCUGACGGUCACGUUGAUCGCGCUGAUUGCCGCAGUUCCGCACGAGUACCAAGCGGUGACGACUUCGAUCCAGUACGGCUUCCGCGGCACGGGCUCGACGCUCGGCGUAGCGGUCGCGACGAGUCUGUUCCAAAACACGCUUGCCAAGUCGCUUCGCGAGCGCGUGUUUGGCUCGGACGCGGAGGAGAUUGUGAAGCGGGUGCUGGAGAACGUGGAGGAGGUGAGGAAUCUGCCGGGGUAUUUGAUUCCGGUCGUGCGCAUGUCGUAUAUGGAUGCGUCGCGGGCGGUGUUUGUGAUGUGUUUUGUGCUGGGGAUAGCGACUGCCGCGAUGGCAGCGAUUAUGAGGGAGCAUGUGCUGCAUUCGACCAUCGACCGGCGAUAGUCGACAAGUUCAGCAACAAUUGCCUAUAAAUACAAUAUCAUCACCAUCUUCUUUAUCUGCCUCGGCCAAGCACAGAUUCAUAAAUUAAGUGAUUGCGGCGCAGAAUGACGUCAUUCCUAAACCUAUGCCCAGAAAAAAAGAAAAAAAAGAAAGAAAAAAG
Myxozyma melibiosi is the source of this 2112-nucleotide messenger RNA. RefSeq names its product putative MFS drug transporter. Gene Ontology annotation, molecular function: basic amino acid transmembrane transporter activity. Gene Ontology annotation, biological process: transmembrane transport; basic amino acid transport. NCBI's taxonomy places the organism in Eukaryota, Fungi, Ascomycota, Lipomycetes, Lipomycetales, Lipomycetaceae. The record is from RefSeq and is a predicted model, not a curated record. Bases 126 to 1952 code for a protein of 608 amino acids. The transcript has 2 exons. Gene Ontology annotation, cellular component: fungal-type vacuole membrane.